UUAUGUACUUAAUAAAAAUACUCUGCAAUUGUAUACUUAACUGGUAUACUUAAAGUCUGCUAAAUUGGAACAUCUAAUUUUGUACUUAAUGCACUUUAAUUGUGCGGAAGUAUUGCAGAAGUCCAACUUUGUGCUAAAGUGGAACUAUUGCAAGUACACUUUAAAUAUCUUGCAUUUAUUCAAAGAUCAUACAGUCCUUACUAAUAGUGACAUUAAAACACAUUUUAGGCUUAAUAUUAAGAAAUGUGCAUUGUGCACAAGUAGUACUCCAAAUAAAGUUUAAUUAUAGGCGAUUUAAAAGGGAUAUGUCAGUAAAUAUGUUAAUAGAUUUAAACUAUACAUAGUAUGCAAUAAAUGUAUUUUAAAUAUAUUGCUUUUUUACUAGGGUUACCUGACUGACUCUCACAGACUGAUGUUCUGACUGAUAACAGGCGCGCGACCGGUCCAUUACAAAUGACGUCACUCAAAGAGCGCGCUCUCUAUCUCUGGCUGCCCAGUAGUUGAUAAUGCUAGUGUUUACUGCUUACUUUUAUUAACUGUAGUCUCCUGCUUUUGUUUUCAAGAAGAGAAAAGCUACUUCAAGAACUAAAAAAUGACAUCUGGAUGCAUUCAUGUGUGGUAAAAGCUCUCCAUCAUGUCAGAUGUGGUCCUGUGGGCGUCAGUAUCACACAGUGAUCACAGUUCACACCUGCAGUGAAGCUCCUCCCACAACAAUUCACCAAUAAAUACUGGGAAUAUUCACAUCAUCCUACAAGAGAAGGACAAACUCCAGGUGUAGCAGCUGAAAUCUGUGUGACUGUUAAAGAUGGAGUUUAUUAAAGAGGAGAUUGAAGACAUGAGUGAUCCAGAACCAUCCAGAAUAAAACAUGAAGAUACUGAGGAACAAAUAGAUGUGGUCCUGUGGGCGUCAGUAUCACACAGUGAUCACAGUUCACACCUGCAGUGAAGCUCCUCCCACAACAAUUCACCAAUAAAUACUGGGAAUAUUCACAUCAUCCUACAAGAGAAGGACAAACUCCAGGUGUAGCAGCUGAAAUCUGUGUGACUGUUAAAGAUGGAGUUUAUUAAAGAGGAGAUUGAAGACAUGAGUGAUCCAGAACCAUCCAGAAUAAAACAUGAAGAAACUGAGGAACAAAUAGAUGUGGUCCUGUGGGCGUCAGUAUCACACAGUGAUCACAGUUCACACCUGCAGUGAAGCUCCUCCCACAACAAUUCACCAAUAAAUACUGGGAAUAUUCACAUCAUCCUACAAGAGAAGGACAAACUCCAGGUGUAGCAGCUGAAAUCUGUGUGACUGUUAAAGAUGGAGUUUAUUAAAGAGGAGAUUGAAGACAUGAGUGAUCCAGAACCAUCCAGAAUAAAACAUGAAGAUACUGAGGAACAAACAGACUGGAUGGAGAUGAAACCGAAAAAACAUGAACUGAAUGAAACGGACGAGGAACAGCAGAGCAUCAAAACUCAAAGAACAAAAUCCAAAAAGGCAUACACCUGCUCUCAGUGUGGAAAGAGUUUCAGUCUAAAAGCAAACCUAAAGACACACUUAAGAAUUCACACUGGAGAGAAACCGUAUACAUGCACUCAGUGUGGGAAGAGUUUUUCUGAAGCAUCUGGUCUCAGACAUCAUCUGCUCCGUCACUCUGGAGAAAAACCAUUUAACUGUGAUCAGUGUGGUAAAGAUUUUAAUUCGUCAUCAAAUCUAAAACAACACCUGAAAGUUCAUUCAGGUGAGAAGCCUUAUGUGUGUUCUCUCUGUGGAAAGAGUUUUUCAUGGCUGUACAGUUUUAAACAACACCAGAAAACUCAUAAUGAAGUGAGAGAUCAUGUGUGUUGUGACUGUGGGAAGAGCUUUACUGCCCCCGCCCAACUGAAACGGCACCAAAGAAUUCAUACUGGAGAAAAACCUUACAAGUGCUCAUACUGUGACAAGAGUUUCACUCUGACUGGAAACCUGAAAUCACAUGAGCGAGUUCAUACUGGAGAGAAGCCGUACCACUGUACUCAGUGUGAGAAGAGUUUUUCUCGUACAUCAGAUCUCAGACAUCAUCUGCGCAUUCACUCUGGAGAAAAGCCAUUUAACUGUAAUCAGUGUGGUAAAAAGUUCAUUUCGUCAUCACAUCUAAACAAACACCUGAAAGUUCAUUCAGAUGAGAAGCCUUAUGUGUGUUCUUUCUGCGGAAAGUGUUUUUUAUUGCUGAACAGUUAUAAACAGCACCAGAAAACACAUAAUAAAGUAAGAGAUCAUGUGUGUUGUGACUGUGGGAAGAGCUUAACUACAACUGCCCAACUGAAACGGCACCAAAGAAUUCAUACUGGAGAAAAACCUUACAAGUGCUCAUCUUGUGACAAGAGUUUUGCUCAGUUUGGAAACCUUAAAUCACAUGAGCGACUUCAUACUGGAGAGAAGCCGUACCACUGUACUCAGUGUGAGAAGAGUUUUAGACGUUUAUCAAGCCUUCACACUCAUAUGAAUAUACACCGAUCAGGCAUAACAUUAUGAUCACCUUCCUAAUAUUGUGUUGGUCCCCCUUUUGCUGCCAAAACAGCCCUGACCCGCUGAGGCAUGGACUCCACUAGACCCCUGAAGGUGUGCUGUGGUAUCUGACACCAAGAUGUUAGCAGCAGAUCCUUUAAGUCCUGUAAGUUGCGAGGUGGAGCCUCCAUGGAUCGGACUUGUUUGUUCAGCACAUCCCACAGAUGCUCGAUUGGAUUGAGAUCUGGGGAAUUUGGAGGCCAAGUCAACACCUCAAACUCGUUUUGUGGCACCAUUUCUGUUUUGUGGCAGGGCACAUUAUCCUGCUGAAAGAGGCCACAGCCACCAGGGAAUACCAUUUCCAUGAAAGGGUGUACAUGGUCUGCAACAAUGCUUAGGUAGGUGGUAUGUGUAAAAGUAACAUUCACAUGGAUGGCAGGAUGCAAGGUUUCCUAACAGAACAUUGCCCAAAGCAUCACACUGCCUCCGCCAGCUUGCCUUCUUCCCAUAGUGCACCUGGUUCCAUGUGUUCCCCAGGUAAGCGAUGCACACACACCCGGCCAUCCACGUGAUGUAAAAGAAAAUGUGAUUCAUCAGACCAGGCCACCUUCUUCCAUUGCUCCGUGGUCCAGUUCUGAUGCUCACGUGCCCACUGUUGGCUCUUUUGGCGGUGGACAGGGGUCAGCAUGGGCACCCUGACUGGUCUGCGGCUAUGCAGCUCCAUACACAACAAACUGUGAUGCACUGUGUAUUCUGACACCUUUCUAUCAGAACCAGCAUUAACUUCUUGAGCAAUCUGAGCUACAGUAGCUCGUCUGUUGGAUCGGACCACACGGGCCAGCCUUCGCACCCCACGUGCAUCAAUGAGCCUCGGCCGCCCAUGACCCUGUCGCCGGUUCACCACUGUUCCUUCCUUGGACACUUUUGAUAGAUACUGACCACUGCAGACCGGGAACACCCCACAAGAGCUGCAGUUUUGGAGAUGCUCUGACCCGGUCAUCUAGCCAUCACAAUUUGGCCCUUGUCAAACUCGCUCAAAUCCUUACACUUGCCCAUUUUUCCUGCUUCUCACACAUCAACUUUGAGGACAAAAUGUUCGCUUGCUGCCUCAUAUAUCCACACACUAACAGGUGCCGUGAUGAAGAGAUAAUCAGUGUUAUUCACUUCACCUGUCAGUGCUCAUAAUGUUAUGUCUGAUCGUUGUCUGUUGCAAGUGAGCAACAUUGGUUUCAUGUCAAAUACAUUCAAGUAAAUUGUGUGAGAUAAAAUAUUGUGCUUUUAGGAUAAACUCCAUAUCAUAUAGAUGGUUUUGUGUGUUGCCACGGUUACGCGCCUGGCCCAAAGUUAACUUCCGGUCUGUGUUUGUUGAACAGGUCUGGUAGUGACUUUGUCGCAUAUAAGUUUGACCAAGUACUUCUACUGAUAACCCAAAACAAUACAGGCUAGACAGAGACAUUUUAACUUGCUAACUAAUGUAAUUUACUUGUUAUUUAUUUUGCUUCUUAUCUAGAUGGACUCUGUUGUUAUUGAAGUCUACCUGAAGUUAAAUGAUGUAUAAAUUAAUUUCUUAGCCACAUGUUCUUUUUCCUCUCCUUUUCCUCUUUUCAUUCUUAUUCAUCUUUUUUUCUCAUUAGCAAAUUAUUAUUUAUUUCUCUGUAUUCUGAUGAUAAUAGGUGCAUUGUUGUUAAAUGUUUUGUUUUAUAAAUGUAAACUCUUUUUUUUCCAUCAAUGAAAAAAACUUGCAUGCCCUUCAAGUGCCACAUCAAGUCCAACAUCAUUGAAUAAAACUUCUGUUGCUUAAUGAAAAUGA
Molecule: messenger RNA, 4280 nt
Organism: Ctenopharyngodon idella (grass carp)
Lineage: Eukaryota; Metazoa; Chordata; Actinopteri; Cypriniformes; Xenocyprididae
Product: gastrula zinc finger protein XlCGF7.1-like
Exons: 5
Coding region: 1304-2497 (397 amino acids)
Biological process (GO): regulation of transcription by RNA polymerase II
Cellular component (GO): nucleus
Molecular function (GO): DNA-binding transcription factor activity, RNA polymerase II-specific; RNA polymerase II cis-regulatory region sequence-specific DNA binding
Source: RefSeq, a predicted model, not a curated record